ACAUUCGCCUCAUUUUGGCUAAGCCGAUCAAACUUUUGUAUUUUGUCAAUCAGUCUCAAUUGUGUUGUUGUAGCCUGCGUCGCGUUCGCGUCGUCUCGUCUUCGUUGAAAAAUAUAAAACGUUAACGUUGCGCAAUAUUAUAUUUUUUGUUUUUUAUUUUGUUUAAAUUUUUUGUCGCAUGUCGGUCAUGUUGUGAUACUUAAAAUAUUUAAAUUCCAAAAAAACAAAAACUUCUCGUCUCGUCUAUAAAAAUGUGUUCGUAGUUUUGCAAGUUAGCAAAAUAUUUUGGAAAAUAUACAAAAAAAUUCCAUAAUUUAUAAUCAAUCUUUUGGAUACAAAUAAAUAAUUUAUCAAAAAUAUAAAAAUAAAAUACUAGUGAUAGCCCUUAGAAACUUUAUCACUAAAACGGAAUCUCAAAUACUUACUAUAACAAAAUGGAAACGGAUAACGUAGUCAUAAGAUUAGUUCCAGAAAAAAAAGGUCUUAUUCUCAAGCAUUCCGAAUAUGAGAUAAGUACCCGUAAAUAUAAAACCACAGUUGUUCGGCGGUACAAUGAUUUUGUCACCCUGCACAGUUUGUUGGUUUCACGUUUUCCUUAUCGAAUGCUACCACGCUUGCCUCCCAAACAAUUGAUGCUUGAUUCAUUUCUUGAAGAACGCCGACGGGGUCUUCAGCGAUAUCUACAAAUAGUGUGUCAGCAUCCAGUACUUAGUUCUGGGCCGAUGCUUGAGACAUUCCUCACAGAUAAGUCGAAUGAACAUAUUGAACAUCUGCGAUCGGUGUUUUCAAAGGAACUCGAUGAAUACUCGGCGCUCAGUGAAAAUGAGGAUCUACCUCUGGAGGAUCAAGGAAGACUUGCGGCUAGCAGAGAGAAUAUGCGAAUAAUGCUUAAUUCUGUGAUACGACUUAAACGUCUGCUCGAGCAACAUUCCCAGCGAUUACAAAAUCAAGCUGUUGAUUUUAGUGAAAUGUCAAAUAUUUUAAAAAAUAUAGAUUCCUCAAAUUGUUUUAAAAAUCAAUCUUUUGCCUCUUUACAAACGAGUCUCAAUUCAACGGUUACAACAACAACAAAAAGUUCAGCAACUCUAAGCUAUGCGAUAACUGAAAAAAUCAAUUUACUGCUGGAUAUCUUAACUGCACAUAGUGACCUUUGUGAUCGAGUUGAAAGAGGAAUAGUUUCUGACCAUCAAAAAGCACUUUCGAAAAUGCUUACAAUAAAUAAACAAAAAAUUAAAGGUGUGAUACGCGGUAGUGCGCCUGAAGAUGUUCAAGCCCUCCAUCAACAAGAAGUUGCUCAAAAUGGUGUCAUUGGAACGUUGGGACGAAAAAGUGCAUUUAGUUUGAGAUGUGUUCUGCAAGAAACAUCACUUGCUAAUAAAUAUCUUCAGAUAUUACCUUCAGUACUUUUAUCAUUUUCAUAUGAACAACAGGUAUUGAAUGCUGAAACAGCAAAAGCCUGGGAAACUGUGAUGACAAAUGAGUGCAAUCAAUUAAAUCAAUAAUAAACAAAUCAAAUUUAAAUAAAGUAUAAAGUUCAUUGUAAAUGAGUUUAUUUUGUUUUAACAUCGAAAUACAUGUAUAAUAUCUACUUAUGUAUAUUUUAUAAUAGUUUUUAUUUUUUUAUACAUGCAUUUCUAUUUUUAUAAAUAAAUAAAUUGUUGAUGUUAAUCAUUAAA
Eupeodes corollae is the source of this 1676-nucleotide messenger RNA. RefSeq names its product sorting nexin-8-like. Bases 435 to 1502 code for a protein of 355 amino acids. The transcript is spliced from 8 exons. NCBI's taxonomy places the organism in Eukaryota, Metazoa, Arthropoda, Insecta, Diptera, Syrphidae. Gene Ontology annotation, biological process: retrograde transport, endosome to Golgi. Gene Ontology annotation, molecular function: phosphatidylinositol binding. The record is from RefSeq and is a predicted model, not a curated record.